This is a messenger RNA of Aspergillus homomorphus CBS 101889, 1157 nucleotides long. RefSeq lists its product as uncharacterized. The record is from RefSeq and is a predicted model, not a curated record. The transcript is spliced from 3 exons. Lineage: Eukaryota; Fungi; Ascomycota; Eurotiomycetes; Eurotiales; Aspergillaceae. Bases 1 to 1041 code for a protein of 346 amino acids.
AUGCAAAAACUUGUCUAUCGCUCGAACUUGCGCACUGACCUGAAGAUAGAGUGGCAAUCACCCGAUCAUAUUUUUUUAGGCGACGCUCUCAAGUUGAAAGUGGCCGAAGGGACCAAACUAGCCAGGGACGUGCGCUUUGCACUCCCCAACGGCUUGAAGCUAACGUACGGGGAGAUCAACGCCUUGGCCGGGGAUUUCUACGGGACUUGGGAGCCGAUUAGCGAUCCAGAUGAGCCUUAUGAACGAACAAAUUGCUUUAACCGCGCCUGGGAAACAUUGGCGCUUGGAGGCGAUUCCCGAAAAGUCGAGGCGAAUAAUAUACUCGCCAUUAUUUACGACCAGAAAGCAGCUGUUGAGCAACGGAUCAAAGACGGGGAAUCCCCAGCGAACGCUUAUAAGGCUGUAUAUGUGGAUGACCAAAUGUGGAACUUCAAGUUUCAAGGGGUAACAGGUGCGCGCAAGGAUCUAGGGCUUCCAACAUAUGUGAACCUCGCUGCGGUUGACUGGGACCACUUCGGCGCGGAUGCCCGUCUUGUAUACCGAGUCGGACAUGAUGCGGCGGUCGCCCACGCCUAUCAGACCGGCGACCUUAUGACGGCAUAUGCGAAGAACGCUUUCGCCGAUCACUUCCUGCAAGAUUCUUUCUCAGCGGGCCAUGUGCGAACUCCGCGGCGGGCGUUGCACGCGGCCGAUGAAUAUGGUAUAGAUCAUAAGGCCCAGGUUAUGCACGAUGAAGACGGCGCAAACGGUCUUGUGGUGUCCACUGCCGGCCCCUGCCAACAAUCAUGGAGAAUGUACGGAGAUAAUAGUUUCUUGGAGCCGGCAAACCAUGAAAAUCGCCAGCGCUGCUCAGACGCCCUGCAGACGUCUGCUGACGAAGUUUUCGAAGCCUGGCGGACUGGGGCAAAUGUGAGGCGCUAUGGCGCACUGGAAUUUCUGCCGACAAUUGAAUCUGCAUUCGAAGCACCGAACCCCCAGCCUCUAUACCACAUCCACGCACGGGAGGGCUGUGAACUGUGUGGCAAUGAAAUGCAGCGGUAGCAAUGGUUAUUCUUCUUUUUCUACAAAAACCGGGCAUCUAUUAGGGCUAGCGGGUGGAAUAGUGUGAUAAACAAAUAUCCUUCGCGAAUACCAAAGGUGCCUGUGUAUUGCCCUGA